Caenorhabditis bovis is the source of this 1041-nucleotide messenger RNA. NCBI's taxonomy places the organism in Eukaryota, Metazoa, Nematoda, Chromadorea, Rhabditida, Rhabditidae. The record is from the annotation of a GenBank genome assembly.
AUGGAGAAGGUUCUCGAUGCGAAUCCACCGAUUAAGUUUUGUAACGAAUGUCUCGGCUCAACAGAUCCAGAGUAUUUGACGUAUAAUUUGGCGAUAUCCGGUGUACUUUUGGCAAUCGUUGGUCUGAUUGGUUUGAUUGGAAACUUGCUGAUUGUCAAAACUUAUCUUCAUCCCGACCAAAAUAUCCAUUCCACUUCAAUAUAUUUGGCCGCGUUGGCGCUUUCCGACUUCUUCCUCAUUCUCACAGCGAUGUUUCUCUUUGUCCUGGAAGCCUGGCGUCAUCAUGAUUAUCCAGUACUUGCUUAUCUAUAUGUCACCGGCGCCCCAAUCAUAUUCCCACUGGCGGCUGUGUUCCAAACCAGCUCGGUGUACUUUUGCGUCGCGGCCGCUGUCGAUUGUUUCAUCAUUGUCGUUCUGCCAGCUUCUGUCAAACAACUCUACUGCACGCCAAAAAGAGCAAAAAUCGUGUGCUCGUACGUCAUACUAUUCUGCAUUGUCUAUAAUAUUCCGCAUUUCUUCGAACUUCAAAAGGUCGCAUGCAUCGAUCCAGACGGCUCGGAUUCCCUUCAGAUCUGUCCAACUGAUUUUCGAGUCAACGAAGCUUACUAUUCCAUUUACUACACAUAUAUGUAUACAACUUUUCUCGCCAUCGGACCAUUAUCCUUACUCAUCUUGCUGAACAUCUGUGUGGUUUUCACAGUGCUCACUAAAGGACCAUCAGAGCCGGGAGGUGACGACGACACGGUUUCGUUGAUUCUCGUCGUGUUCUUCUUCAUCUUCUGCAACUUCACCGCACUUUUGGUCAAUUUCCUGGAGAUUAUUCUCGAUGAUCCAACAAUGCUCGUCUAUUUCGUCGACCUUUCAAAUUUGUUGGUGGUUGUGAAUGGCACCGCAAACUUUUUCUGCUACUUCUUUUUCGGUUCCAGCUUCAGAGCGACAUUAAGAAAAAUUGUCUGCCGCACACCGAUCAAGAAGAGCCAAUCGACUCUGUGGCGUCACAGCGAAGAGCACAAGACCGCUCAUUCUCACGCCCUCAUUUAA